Messenger RNA from Bombus huntii, 3950 nucleotides. RefSeq lists its product as uncharacterized. Bases 1 to 2931 code for a protein of 976 amino acids. The record is from RefSeq and is a predicted model, not a curated record. Gene Ontology annotation, cellular component: nucleus. NCBI's taxonomy places the organism in Eukaryota, Metazoa, Arthropoda, Insecta, Hymenoptera, Apidae. The transcript has 17 exons.
AUGUCUCAGAAUAACCUGCUGCAAGGAUACAACUGGGAUACCCAGUACGAGGAUCCGCAGGUGCAGUUUACUCGUCCUAUCCCGGAAGAAGUCAUCAGUGUUUAUGAAGUUUAUGUGAAGGAGGAAACCGCAGGUUCUGAAGGGAGGAACGAUGUCACCGUUGUGCCGAGUUUGCCAUCCACAAAUGAUCAUCAAUUAAUUCAGGGUGAUUGCAUGAACCUAAAUGUAGCUAUAGAUUCUGAAGUAAUUAACAUUGAUGGUGCUGUGACGAAGUUUCUCGGAAAAGAUGCUUUCAAAUAUAAGAUUCUCGAUCAAAAUAUUAAUUCAUCCGAAGAUAACGUUAUGGUGUAUUCACAUCCGGUUGUCGAAGGACCUUCCUCGUCCUCCACUCGACUGAUCGAUAAGGAUGAUCCACGGUCGAAGCUUCAUUUUGUGAAAUAUUUGAAGCGUGAUGGGAAAACGUUGAAAAUUUGGGAAUGUGGAAUUUGUUCGAAGGAGUUCCGGCAUCAGUAUACGUUGAUGAGGCAUUUGCCAACACACACCGACGAGAGAAACUUUAAAUGCGAGGCUUGCGGCAAAGCUUUCCGGCAGUUGUCGACAUUGAGCCAGCACAAGGCGAUACAUAGUGAUGCUAGGCCGUACGUUUGCGAAUUUUGUAAGAAAACUUUCAACAGAGUAUCUACGUUGAUCUCUCACCGAAAGACACAUUCGGAGCACAAACCGCACAAAUGUCAGGUUUGUGGAAAGGGAUUUCAUCAGAAGGGCAAUUUGAGGAACCACGUGUUUACCCAUACCAACGAGAGGCCGUACAAAUGCGAGCUUUGUGGCAAAGGCUUCAAUCAAAUGUCGAAUUUGGUCUGCCACAAGGUCAAAGCGCAUGCACACGCGGAGAAAAUGCAGCACGUGUGCGGAAUCUGCGGCAAAGAGUUUCCGCGUCGAUUCUCUUUGAGAUCGCACGAGGAGUACAAGCACGGGAUAAAGUAUCGACAUCCGGCUGGUGUGCAGCCGGGCAUCGUCGAUCCCAACGUCAUAAGAAAUAAAAACGUUAGGAUCGUGCAGCUGCCAAAUGGCGAUCGAGAUCAAACUAUAGAAGUAAGGGACAAGGAUCCUUUAAUGGCAUCCGAUGUAAUGGAAUCUGUAGUAAUAGACAAGAUUGAUACGAAAGCGAUGGAGAUGGCACUGAUCGAAGGUCAAACGCCAUUCGCGUUAUUUAAACCAGCCAAAGGAAUUCCUGUCCUCGUGAAAGUUUCUCCAACAGGAACUCAUAAAAAUAUCUUGACUCCUGCUACAGCAGAAGAUUUACGUAUGUCAGGGAAGAUGAGUCUAAGUCCAACGAUUUCUGCUGAUGCUGACAGGAUCAAAGCAGUUCAGGUAAAAGUACCCGUGGUAGCCACAGUUAUUCAGAAUAUAGAUCCUGAUGGUAAAAUGAAUUUCAUCGUUGAACCACCUGGACCUGAGGACGAACACGAGAGCUUGGUCACGGCAUUGGAUUCUCAGUUCACGUACAGCGACCCGGCUAGAAACGAGCCCGAUCGCCAGAAUGGUCCUGUUGUGUCUUCGGCGAUGGAGGAUUGCAACGAACUGCUGGAACUGGCUGCCCAGGGUGGAAUACAGUUCGUGCGCGCUACCGAGGAUGGUCGUUACGAGGUAAUGACGAACAGCGAAGCUCGGGAUCUAAUGGCACAGAAUUCACACGACGUGACCAUUCUUGAGGGCGAGGAUGCAGACGCGAUCAAUGUUGUGAAUAUGCGCGGUAACGGGGAAGUUAUUAUCGGAGAUUCUGAUAAUCAGAUCAUGGUACUUGAUUCCGCCUCCACGCAGAAAUCUAUGCCGAUAGACGGCAUUGAGAUCUUAGAAGACAAAGACAUUCGGAUUCUCGAUAGUAAAAGCCUCGACGAUCGUUUUGUGGAUGGCAUUAGUUUCCUGUCGCAAUCGAAGAUCGAUGAUCUGAUCUUAGGCCCAAAAUCUUUGUCCAUCGAUGGUGGAGUCUCUGUUGGCGAACAUGAAGAUGAAGCUAUAGGAGUGCCUUCGAGCCAACAAGAAUUAACAAAUAUUCUUAGUCAUAGAAGCGACAUUUCGACUCUGUCGACUGCCUCUCAGCCUUCGAUAUCGUCUUUGUUAAUGAAAAAUCAUCCAUCAUUGUCAAUUUUAAACGACACACUUCCAUAUCUGAAGAGCAAUACCAGUUUAGCCGAAGAUCUUAAUAUUCUGGGUAGUUCGACUAUGGAUGAUCAUCAUUCCGUGUACGAGUCCAAGAUAAAAUUGCCCUGUGUUUUCGAUAACAGUGAGCCUGAUACUGGUUUGAUACCCAUUAGUCAAUCGGACAUGAAGAUCCUCGGAUCGGGAAGCUCAAAUAAGGUUCUCGGUAGUAAAUCAAAUUGUCUACCGUCAUCGAAAUUGUUCUCCGGGUUGAAUGAAGUGAAGAUUCUGGGCCCGAAAAAUCACAAUCAAGAGAUCAUGACGUCACAGUAUCAGGAUCUAAAGUUACUUAGUCCGUACGAGCAAUUUUUGAAGAACACCGCUUCGAACACUAAUGGCUGCGACAGCGGCGUAGUCGCCACUUCCGGUGGAUGCAGGAAGGAAGUAAAGAUUUUAGGCAAGAAGUUGGGAACUGGCAUUAUUACCAGCACGGAGGAAGGCAACGUCGUGGAAGUCAUCGAGGAGAAAACUAAGCUGAUGAUGGACUGCGCAGGAGGGCUUUGCAACAGCUCCGACAACACGGUGAUCUCGUCGCCCCGGUUGGACAGGCAGAUCAGGGAAAAUGGUGGUCCAGACAACUUCUUGCUCCAAGCUUGUAGCCCAUGCGACACGGACUUUUUGAAUUUCGAGAAUCGUUUGAAAGACACGUCGCCGGCUGGCCAUUUUGAACGAACCCAAAAGGAUUCGAGGGACAGUUUCAGCUCCACUGGCGGUCUUCCCGAUCUCGAUUGAUCAAGAAUUCGAUUUGGCCCUCCGUUUCACUCUCUCUGUUUUCUCAUUGAAAGUUUCAGACGCUGUACGAGAGGAAAUGUCGCCACGAGAUCUCUCAAUGGCCGUGAAGAAUGGAUGUGAUUAUAAUCACGCAUGAAAUUAAAAUUUCAUCGGUUCUUCGUCGGUUUUUCGUCAGUUCUUCGAACGAUUUCGAAGGACUCGUACAAAUGGCAGCAAUAGGAUUCACUCUUUUUUUUCUCAUUUUUAUAGUUUUUUUAAUUUUUUUUUUACAUUAGAAUUUCCGUAUUUUAGGAUCGUGAGGUCUUAAAGAGUUUCGAAUUCUUGUGAUUUUAUUCCGAACGUCUUACAGUUAGUUGAGGCGAGGGUUAUUCUCGAUAGCUCGUACUGAUUUUUCUUCGCUUCCUUUCAAGGUGUUUUUUGUUGACUCGCGAAACGAGUAAAUUUUAACACUAGGGAAAAUUGCGGGGAAGACACUGGAACGCUUUUAAUCGAUCAGAUUCUAAGAAAAAUAUAGGUAACCUCGAACGUUCGCGAGGAAUUUAUAAAUUUAAAAGAAACGCUAGCGUUAGACGACUAAUUUAUUUUUUUAAUUUUAGAAUAUUUCUAAGCGACGGACAACAAUUUCAUUGAGAUUCGGGAAUUGCUAGGUUUUUCGUGGCUUCCUGAAGUGAAAGAAAGAAAAUAAGAUAAAAGGAGGGAAAAGAGGGAGAGAAAGGGGAAAAGAAAGAAUGUUAAUGAAAAAAUAUUAGUAAAGGACUUUUAGCAGAAUGUUAUAGUACAUGCGUGAGAAUUUAAAUGAGGUUCGUAAUUUUAUGGGAAAUGCUAAUGAUUUUACUUACGGAUGAGAAAGUUGUAUUUUUGCGCGGCGUCCAGGCCGACAGCUUGUAAAUUUUAAUUCGCGUGCACGUGCUCGCGUCCCUUAUGUUCAAGUACGCAUUGUUCAUUUUCCGGGUUUCUAUUUUAACUUGGCCGAUUACAUUGUAUAAAUUCGAAUAGUAUUUUAUAUUUGAAUUUCGAGG